Molecule: messenger RNA, 960 nt
Organism: Protopterus annectens (West African lungfish)
Lineage: Eukaryota; Metazoa; Chordata; Ceratodontiformes; Protopteridae
Product: velvet complex subunit B-like
Exons: 1
Coding region: 1-960 (319 amino acids)
Source: RefSeq, a predicted model, not a curated record
AUGCACCUCCCAAGAGCAGCAGUUAUAGAAAAGCACCUCCCAACAAUAGCAGUUUUGGACAUGCCACUGCCUAACAACAGCAGAUAUGGAUAUCCACCUCCCAAGACGAGCAGUUAUGGAUGUGCACCUCCCAACAACAGCAGUUAUACACAUGCACCUCACAACAACAGCAGUUAUGGACAUGCACCUCCCAAGAGCAGCAGUUAUGGACAUGCAACUCCCAAGAGCAGCAGUUAUGGACCUGCACCUCCCAAGAGCAACAGUUAUGGACAUGCACCUCCGAACAACAUCAGUUAUGGACAUGCACCUCCCAACAACAGCAGUUAUGGACAUGCAACUCUCAAGAGUAGCAGUAAUGUACAUGCACCUCCUAAGAGCAGUAGUUAUGGACAUGCAUCUCCCACCAACAACAGUUAUGCACAUGCACUUCCAAAGAGCAGCAGUUAUGGACAUGCACCUCCCAAGAGCAACAGUUAUCGACAUGCACCUCCCAACAACAGCAGUUAUGGACAUGCACCUCCCAAGAGCAGCAGUUAUGGACAUGCACCUCCCAAGAGCAACAGUUAUGGACAUGCACCUCCGAACAACAUCAGUUAUGGACAUGCACCUCCCAACAACAGCAGUUAUGGACAUGCAACUCCCAAGAGUAGCAGUUAUGGACAUGCACCUCACAACAGCAGCAGUUAUGGACAUGCAACUCCAAAGAGCAGCAUUUCUAGACAUGCACCUCCCAAGAGCAGCAGAUAUGGACAUGCACCUCCCAAGAGCAGCAGUUAUGGACAAGCAGCUCCCAAGAGCUAUAGUUAUGGACAUGCACCUCCCAACAAUAGCAGUAAUGGACAUGCACCUCCCAAGAGCAGUAGUUAUGGACAUGCAUCUCCCACCAACAACAGUUAUGGAUAUGCAUUUCCCAAGAGCAGCAGUUAUGGACAUGCACCUCCCAAGAGCAACAGUUAUUGA